Messenger RNA from Megalopta genalis, 1742 nucleotides. RefSeq lists its product as uncharacterized. Gene Ontology annotation, biological process: regulation of DNA-templated transcription. The record is from RefSeq and is a predicted model, not a curated record. Gene Ontology annotation, molecular function: DNA binding; DNA-binding transcription factor activity, RNA polymerase II-specific. NCBI's taxonomy places the organism in Eukaryota, Metazoa, Arthropoda, Insecta, Hymenoptera, Halictidae.
UUUCGGAAGGUUGAGAGGGAGAUUAGUCGAAAUGCCACCCGAGAUUGGUGCUAGGUAAACUGGAAGAACGUGUCCUGUUCUAUCCUGUCCUGUCAUAGUGCUCGUAUGACUACGAAAUUUCUCUGGUGUGCGAACGAGGACAGGGUAAAACCUCGGUCGUCGAAAACAGUGAUCGAAAGAUGGAUAAUUGAAGGGGCGACAGUGCAAUGCUACGUAAUCUUGGGCAAUAAUCGUGCAUUCGGUCCGAGAAACCACGCGUCACAAUUCAUUUUAUUCCGUUCAACUUUAAAAUUGCGAGUUUGAAAGUGCAUAGAUAACUGAAGUGACGCUCGUCGUUCGGAAGUUCGAGCAAGGAUGUGGAAUAAAAUGAUUAAGAAUGGAGCCUUAUCGAAGUCAUAGCAAGGUAAACGACGAGAUCUACGAUCUCCGUCGCGUACAACAGAAUAACGAUAAAAUUGAGAUCAGGGAAGACCAGGAACGAGUUCUGCAGGUUUUUAAUAAUCGUCACGACACAAUGGAGUACGUGUCCGACUGCAGCAAUGAAAGUUACAAGGAGUCGCGAAGAAAUCAAAUUGAACGGAAGAAUUCGUCUCCGAUCGCAGUGUCCAGUGCGUUCACGAUUGACAAUAUUCUCGGCAAGCAUGAUGAGAGGGAUGCCGAAGUGUCAUCCAGUUUUAAUCAUUCCGAGGACAAGGACGAGGAGCAAGACGACAGGGACGAGAAGCUUGAAGAAAGGCAAUUUAUUAAACCAACAGCGAUACCAGCUACGCAUUCAGAUAUGGGACUAUACGCGCCAACGGGUUUAUCAUAUUCAGAAGUUACGUUUUCAGAUCCGACUGGAUAUUCAGCAACAUCUUUCGCUUCUGCGUCCCUUUUGUACAAUAGUUGGUUCGCCCAGACGAAGCCCGGCCAAUUAUUUGGCCUGCAAGCGCCGAAACCGAGCGGCAGACGGUCCAGGAAGCCCGGCAUCGAUCGAAAACCACGACAAGCUUACAGCGCGAAACAAUUGGAGAGGCUGGAGGCGGAGUUUAAGAUCGACAAAUAUUUGAGCGUGAGCAAAAGAAUGGAGCUGUCGAAAUCUCUAAAUCUGACGGAAGUGCAGAUCAAGACAUGGUUCCAAAACCGGCGAACCAAGUGGAAGAAGCAGCUUACCUCUCGGUUGAAAAUCGCUCAGAGACAAGGGCUCUUCCCUCCCCCGUAUUUUCCACCCACGCAGUAUCCCCUCUUGCCAUAUUACACGUCGCCCCUCGUGUUUGGGAACCCAACAUCGGAUGACGCCAACGCGAGCGUGGCAACGAUACCGUCACGGCCUGCGGUAUCGUCGCCGGAUACGGCCUGAACGAAUAUCAAUUUAGACUACUUAGCCGACCGUGAAUCGCGUGACGUUAAAAAGUGUAUUCGAAAUGUGACUGUACCGUGGAAAAUAAUUGUUUUCAUUGAAACAGACUGAACCGACCCUAAUUUAAUCGUUUCAAUUUGACGAAUGUCUACGUGAAAUGUGAAUACUAAGUUACCAGAAACGUAUGAGGUACACGUAUUAUACAGUAUGGACAUUAUAGGUAUGUAUAUAAACAACAGCGACGAUAACCGUAAAUUAAUUGCUAUUGCUUCCGUGAAUCCAUUUGUUGAAUGUUGAAUACGCGGCAAAUGAGCAGUCUGAAGCUGCCGAUAAAGAUUUCACGAUCGUAAUCCUUUAUUAAUGCGAAAUUAUUUGUAUUAUACAUUGGGUUGGCAACUAAGUA